AUGAAAGAGAUCAGGAAUAAAACAAUUACUUUGGAGCGCCUGAAGCGAAGUAUUUUGAAUGAAGUGCGCAGCGGCGAUCAGGAGGGUCGAUGUCUCGCACAAUACAAGCGGGAGAUGGAGUUGCUGCAGCAGGAGAAAAUGAGUCAUGUCGAAGAGCUUCGGCAGAUUCACGCGGAUAUUAACGCGAUGGAGACUGUGAUAAAGCAAACGGAGGAAAGUAUGGGGCGUAAAUUAACCAACGCGUCGCGUCUGCACGAAGACUACAGACCGUUGAAGGCGGAAGUCGACAUGCUGAGGCGACAAUGCCUUGGUCUCGACCGUCUCCCUGAUCUACAUGAAGAGGAGGGAUCACCUAUUACACCUGAUCGGUUCCCGGCGGCGAGUCGCAGCUCGCUGGGCGGCGGCGGCGUGUGCGCAGGUGUGGGGGGCGCGGGGGGUGCGGGCGGCACGCCCGCAUUCCUGCCUCCUGCGCCGCGCAAGCCGCCCCCUCCGCCCGCCUUCAGGUCUGCCCUCCAACAAGAUUUCAUUACCGUCUCGCUGAGACAACAGCCGCCGCCCAUGAAGUCGUGUCUCUCGUGCCAUCAGCAGAUCCACCGCAACGCGCCCAUCUGUCCGCUCUGCAAGGCCAAGAGUCGUUCCCGGAAUCCCAAGAAGCCCAAGAAGAAAUAG
Messenger RNA from Parnassius apollo (apollo), 669 nucleotides. NCBI's taxonomy places the organism in Eukaryota, Metazoa, Arthropoda, Insecta, Lepidoptera, Papilionidae. The record is from the annotation of a GenBank genome assembly.